CAUAAAAACGCCCUCCCCGCACCCCCUAGCAAUCUCACACCACAUUCCACAGACCAUAUCACACGUUCUGAAACUACUAUUGUAGAUAGCUCUAGUGCAGCGUGCACACAAGUUACAGCGGCAGCCGGCGAGAAUGGCAGCUAGGUCGAUGGCGGACACGGCACGGCCAUGGCUGCUGCUUCUUGCAGCACUAGCCACGGUGGUAGCACACGUCGACAGUGCGACCGUGGCCGCGCCAGCGCCGGCCGUGGACUGUAGCGACGCCCUGAUCAGCCUGGCGGGGUGCCUGAGCUACGUGCAGGAGGGGAGCACGGUGGCGACGCCCGAGAAGUCGUGUUGCUCGGGCCUCAAGGACGUGGUGAAGAAGGAGGUGGCCUGCCUGUGCCAGGCCUUCCAGGGUGGCCAGGACUACGGCGUCACCCUCAACAUGACCAAGGCCCUGCAGCUGCCCGGCGCCUGCAAGGUCAAGACGCCUCCAUUCAGCAAGUGCCACAUUUCCAUUCCGGGCGUGACCGGAGGGUCUCCAGCACCUGCACCUGCCCCGUCUUCCGGUGCUCCGUUCUUCGGGGACUCGCCGUCACCAUCCACGCCGUCGGCGGAAUCACCAGCCGAAGCCGGAACCGGAAGUGGCGACUCCACCACCGCUCGAGCUCCAUCGCCGUCGGCCUCCGCUUCGACCACCUUCCCCGCUUCAGCAAGUGUCCUCCUAGCCGCAGCGACUGUUGCCGCGGCUCUGCUCAUGUGAGCAGCUGGGCGCGGCGCGCCUGUAAUUCAGCAAACAUGUAACAUGUUUGCUCAUGCGACCAUUUCCGCUAUACUCGCUCGACACAGCUGAGAAAGCAAACCAAGCCUCGUUGCUGGCUUGCUGCAUGUACCGAGAUGUAUCUUAUGUGAGAGUUUCCAUUCCAUUUUUAUACAGAUGUCUCAUAUACACGUCUAAACGAGCGUCUUUCAUAAA
This is a messenger RNA of Triticum dicoccoides, 958 nucleotides long. RefSeq names its product non-specific lipid-transfer protein-like protein At5g64080. Lineage: Eukaryota; Viridiplantae; Streptophyta; Magnoliopsida; Poales; Poaceae. The transcript is spliced from 3 exons. Gene Ontology annotation, biological process: lipid transport. The record is from RefSeq and is a predicted model, not a curated record. Gene Ontology annotation, molecular function: lipid binding. Bases 134 to 745 code for a protein of 203 amino acids.